GACCUUCACGUGAAUUGUGGCUAAAGUGUCGAAAUUCUACAACUUUUUAUGUUUAUAAGUAAUUUUUAAAUUAUGAAGUUUUCUAAGUGAGCACUAGUACUGAAUUAUGAAUACGCUUGACAAGUAAAUUGUUUGAUAAACGUACUCUUUUUAUAUAAAUGUGCGUGAUUGUAGCUACAAUCACACAUAAAUUGUGGCUAAAGCGCCACAACUUAUGCACAACUUUUAUAUUUAUAAGUAAUUUUUGAAUCACGAAGUUUCUUAAGUGGGCACCAAUAUUUUGUUAUGAAUAGGCUUGAUGAAUAAAUUGUUUGAUAAACGUAUUAUUUUCAUGUAAAAGUGCGUGGCGGUAGCCACAAUCAACUCGGUGUUUUGGAGAAGGAAUUACGUCACGUGGCGUCGUUUUUGGCGUCGGUAACCAGAAAAUUCCCCAAUAAGAGUGUUAAAUCGAUAGAAGAAAAGUUUGAAGAGAAGAAAAAAGUCAAGUCGAAAGUGCACCAUUUUAGGUAGGCGCCGGAAACAAUUAGCAGUUGUUUAUCAUUUUCAUAUUGGUGAAAAUUGUGUAAAAUGCGAGACAACGAUCAGGAAAAGUCCCAAUCUCCGGAACAAGCAGAAAAGCGUCGAAGUCGCAGCACAUCAAAUAGUAGCAAGAACAGUAAUAAGAGCAAACAGAGCCGUUCGAGUUAUUCCAAGUCACGUUCAAGGUCUAGGAGCAGAAGUAGUGAGGCUGAUGGCUAUAGACUCCACAUUGCAGAUAUUGGGGACGAUGUGCGUAAAUCUGAUUUGGAGAAAGUUUUUGCUCCAUUUGGAGACUUGAAAGAGGUCUGGAUGACAAACAGUACGCCGUGUUUUGGAUUCGCCGUUUUCAAAGACAAAAAGGCAGCUAAUGCAGCUUUGAAGGCCACGGACGGGAUCGAAGUGGCUGGGAGCCGGAUAAGGGUGACCCAUGCCAGGCCCAGAACUAGGGGUUCAGGGAGGAGAUUCUUCAAUUCAAAUAUGAGAUGCUAUCAGUGCGGUUAUUCCGGGCAUUUCUACAGAGAUUGCCCGGAAUUAAAUGGCGGAGGAGGCGACAAGCGGGAUCGCAAUUCACGUUACGAUUCGCACUACGAUCGGUCUAGACGCCACAGAGAUAGAGACCGUGACUACUACGAGAGGGACUAUGGCAGAAGACAUCAAAGGUCUUCAAGGAGAUAUGAUGACUACAGGAGAAGCAGUCGCCGUCAUCGUUAUUGAUGAUGACUUUUCUUCAAGGGUAUUUAUAGAUUAUUUAAAAGAAAAUUGUUUUAUUUCUGCAUUUCCAUUUGUGUGUUUUUCUUCAAGUAAGUGAGUGUUGUUUUCACACGUGUUAUUUUUGUUUAUAUUGUGUAUAAUAAAAUCAGAGAACCUUACUUUUGUUCGAACUUGUGAAUGAUUUAUAUUUAAAUGAAAAAUGAAAUUAUUACAUGAAA
Tribolium madens (black flour beetle) is the source of this 1448-nucleotide messenger RNA. Its product is annotated as serine/arginine-rich splicing factor RSZ21A-like. Gene Ontology annotation, molecular function: mRNA binding; zinc ion binding. Gene Ontology annotation, cellular component: ribonucleoprotein complex; cytosol. The record is from RefSeq and is a predicted model, not a curated record. The coding region runs from base 568 to 1233 and encodes 221 amino acids. The transcript is spliced from 4 exons. Lineage: Eukaryota; Metazoa; Arthropoda; Insecta; Coleoptera; Tenebrionidae.